ACAUCAACACGAUCAUUGCAUUAAUAUUGGAGUCAGUGUCAUCAUUCAGGUCUAACAGAUCGGUUUGCAUCUGAGUUCAUUAACACUAUAGUUACUGCAGCGAGUUAGGUAAUAAAAGACAAAGAAUGGGUACAGAAGGAGGUGUUUCCAUGUUCAUCACGGACAUGAUGAAUGUAGACGCUGAAGAUAAACCGAACAACACUCAAGAACUUUUUAUGCUUGAAGAUUACAACCAGCGUAUCGCUAUUUCAAUAAUCAUGAUCAUCAUCACUAUCGUUGGAAUUGUCGGCAACACUCUGGUCAUCGUAGCCGUCAUCCUAUCCCGAAAACUGCGAUCAUCAACCAAUUGGUUCAUCGUCAACUUGGCCUUGGCCGAUUUCUUAACAUGUCUCAUGUUACCAUUUAAUGCAGUUGCCAUGUUGAGUCGUUCUGGUUGGCCACUUCCCAACUGGAUCUGUGCCACCUGUGCCGCGGUGUUUUACAUCUGUCUUGGUACCAGCGUCAUGACGUUAGCCCUCAUUGCCUACAAUCGUUGGUAUCUCCUGACGCAACCCAUUGUGAAGUUCAUGAAGCUCUACGAACCACCGAAAGUCUUUGUAAUGUUGCUUGCUGCUUGGAUGUAUCCAUCGCUAUUGGUUCUAGUGCCUUAUUUCGCUGGGCUGGGAAUAUUGGGAUACUCCAAGGAAUACAAGACAUGUUCACAAGAUACGUCACUCCCGACCUCGGAUAUAUACAGUUUAACUGCAGGGGCGUGUGUGAUCUUUCCAAUCUUUAUCAUUAUCGUUGCCAUCUACAUUCGAAUCUACAUCUUCGUAUCCAGGCAAUCGUCAGCUAUGGCCAAGACUCGUCGCAAUGAAGACAUCACUUUGGAGAUUAGUUCUUCGAAGAUUUCCUCGACAAAAACUACCAAUACAUCGGAUACAACCGAACAAGCUGGACCAAAUGUGGGAACGGUUUCAGAGUACACAAUUAAAAGCUCCGAAAAGGGUGCAAAUGACGUAGCAACUGGAAACUUGUCAAAGAGUAAACAUCAGCCUCGUUGGUCUGUCAAGAGUUUCAAUCCGAGAGCUUCAAACCCUUCAAUUAGAAAAAGUGAUGGAGGCAAAUCUCAACGGCGCGUCAACAAAUACCAUGUAACUGUCACCAAACGUUUAGCCAUUGUUGUCCUGGCAUUCUUCCUCUGCAUGCUUCCUUUUGGUAUCAAUGUUGUUCUUCCUGGCAGCGCCGACAUGGCUGUUCCUUGGACUGCGUUACUCACGACCGUCAACAGUUGCAUCAAUCCUCUGAUCUACGCCAGGACAAUGCCGGAGUUUCGUAAGGUGAUGUGGCCCAUUAUCCGGUGUCGCUUUCAAGAAAUUCCGGAGCCACUUGCUUGCAUUCGUCGUCAACGAUUUUAGGAAAGCAUGAUGGCAUUGUCAAAAAAGUUGAAUAACACGAAGUGGCCUAUCUUGCCUACAAUCAAAAUAAGUUACUUCACUGCCGAACGAUACGUAUAAACAUUAAGAAAACACAUAUCGGCAACCCACCAAAUAUGACAUAAGGGAAAAAAGAAGCAAGUCACAACAAUUUUAUUUGCUGUAAAGAAAACAAAAGCACUCCACCAUUAAUGUGAACUUUUAAACUCAACUCACCCACGCACUACUCUCAUUAUGGUUAUACAGUGCGUAUAAAAAAAAAAGUUUACACUUAAAAAAAAUCCUGUAAAAUUAUACAUUUGUAAUAUCCUGAAGAUUUUUCCACAUUUUAACAUUGGUACAGAUUCAUUUAAGCAAAUGACGGUAUAACUGUCGAAAAAUAUUUCUGCUUGAGUGAGCACCACUUACUUUUGAAAAGUUAGUGAAAAAUGAUUUGCGCAGAACUUUGAAAUAGUUAUGGUUUUAACUUGUUCCCUUGCUCAAAACACUAUGAAGAGUGCAUUGUGCCCCAUCCCACUCCCCCACACACCGAGGCCAUCGUGACGAUAGUUGAUUUACACUGAGCUGUGAUUUACAUGAAAUGGCUUAGGCUUGAUUUUCAUUUUGUUAAUCAUUGUCAAGCUUGGGAAAAGUGUGGAGAAAUAAGUAUUAAAUGAAAGAUGAAAUGUAAACCCACUUUAAAUGAUAAAAAUUAUGUGAAAAAAUGCUGGAGAUGUCUGAUAUAAACUUUUGUUCAGAUUCAGUUAUGUCCUCAGAUCCAGCUGGCACAAAAAAGGUUGUGCUUACUAAGUGUUGAAAUUUCAAUUUGGGUGGCAAAAUUGUUGCAAAAUGCUUGAAUGUAUACGUUUUAUUUCAAUUGACUAAAAGUGCAAGGGAAAUAUAUGAGAAAUGUUUCGCGAGGUAAGUUUGAUUUCGCCCUUUCCCCUUGACACAGCGUAAAAACGAGCAUUUCUGCGCAAACAGAUUUCUGCGAGCUUUACAAAAAUGGACAGUGCUCACUCAAGUGUAACAUUCUGUCAAAACUUUUACUUCCAUUGGAUAGAUGAGACCCAAACCCAAGAUUAAAUGUGAAAAAUUACCCACAUGUUGUAUAUUUUUUAAUUCCCAGGGCAUUUUCAAAGUGUAAACUUAUUUUUGAUACGAACUAUAGUGUAUACUGUAUAGCCCCUAUGGAUAAAUGACAUAUUUUAUUCAUUUCGCAAAUAUCCGUAAAAAUCCGUAAAACCCAAAGUAGAGGAAUAAAAGCAAUAUAGAUAUAUGAAGCUGCUUGCUAUUGUUUAACUCGUAUCGUCUAAUAUCCAAGAACCACAAGACGAUGAAACCUACUUUUUGGCUGAAAAAAGGCUAUAAAAAUUGGUAAAUUUAGGUAAAAUCACCUUUUAACUAUACAAAUAAUGGUUUAAAAGUACAAAUUUUAAGAAAAACAAAUUGCCUGCCCCCCAAAAACCAGAGAAAAAACCACCAAAUAAAGAAUUUGUGGCCAAAAAUGUGAUUUGGGGGAGUUUUGGCGGCCAUUUUGGAUUUUGGCCCGGCACACUUUUUUUUCGGACCCGAGAAAAAAAUAUUGUCAUUUCAUGUUGAGAUACAUUACAAGGAAUAAAAAAAAAACUGUUGCCAUAAUUAAAAGACGAAAAAAAAGUAUUUUUGACCCAUGUAUAGCCCACUCCUAGUUAUAUGUGAAAUCAUUUUCUGAAUAUUAUGUCUAAAUCUAUCACAGGAUGAGAUUUUCAUUUUAAAGAGAUCAAAUGUUUACUAGCUCACUAUCGCUACUCGAUGUCCGAUUCAAAUAUUUGGAUAGGUAUGUGAUGUAAGAGGACCUAAUUGUGAUGAUACUGAGAGCUGCACAUUGCCAGGCAUGUUACCCGGGCUUUAGCAUCAAUGCUCUGGUCCCCCCCCCCCCUCCAUUUAACACAUUCCACUGGCGUGUGGAUGGGGGGCAAGGACCCCCCAAAAAAAAAUCAUGAUUAAGG
This is a messenger RNA of Lytechinus pictus (painted urchin), 3385 nucleotides long. Its product is annotated as 5-hydroxytryptamine receptor 1F-like. The record is from RefSeq and is a predicted model, not a curated record. Lineage: Eukaryota; Metazoa; Echinodermata; Echinoidea; Temnopleuroida; Toxopneustidae. Gene Ontology annotation, molecular function: alpha1-adrenergic receptor activity. Gene Ontology annotation, biological process: phospholipase C-activating G protein-coupled receptor signaling pathway; adenylate cyclase-activating adrenergic receptor signaling pathway; cell-cell signaling. Gene Ontology annotation, cellular component: plasma membrane. The coding region runs from base 126 to 1397 and encodes 423 amino acids. The transcript has 2 exons.